Lathyrus oleraceus (garden pea) is the source of this 3219-nucleotide messenger RNA. RefSeq lists its product as uncharacterized. The record is from RefSeq and is a predicted model, not a curated record. The transcript has 5 exons. Lineage: Eukaryota; Viridiplantae; Streptophyta; Magnoliopsida; Fabales; Fabaceae. Bases 1 to 3219 code for a protein of 1072 amino acids. Gene Ontology annotation, biological process: meristem maintenance; meristem development.
AUGGCUCCUCCAAAAUCUUCCAGCAGCAAACAUUCUAAGAAGACUCAAGGUUCACCUCUUCAUCCUGCGCAUGAGUUGAAGGGACCAAUGGUUAUUGGAAACCAACAAUACGUUCCUGAACCUCCCAAUGAGAGAGAGAAGGAAUGUAUCUAUAAAUCCCAGGUAUUAAUUCCUGUUCUUGUUUCUGGAAUUUGUCACGCUAUGUUAGGUCCACUCCCCAAUCCAGAUAUUAAACGAGAUCGUCUGAAAGAAUUUUUUCCCACCUAUUUCCAUACCAAACCCAUAGGUGCUGGAGUAAAACUUCAACCUCAAGAGAAAACUGUAGAACAAAAUGACCCACAAAGUUCGACUGAUGAUGGAGAGUUGAAUUUAACUUAUUUGAAUUAUACUAGGAUCUUUAGAACUUGUCCAUGGUCGAAAGACCCUUCAGACUAUUUAUCCUGGCUAGACAAGGUUGAAAAGAUUAAAGGAGAUUUCUGGAAGGAAAUAGGUAUUUUCGACCUCAUUCAAUUGUCGAGAGCAGGACCCAACAUUUUCCCAAACAUGCUUUUAGCUUCCCUCUAUUUUUGGGACAGUACCUAUAACACUUUUCACCUUCCUUGUGGGAUGGUCACACCCACUCUCUUCGACGCAGCAACCAUCGUUGGCCUUCGUCCUAAUGGGAUAGAUUUCGACCCCACCAACCUAAAUGAAGAUACUAUAGCUUUCGACAGUAACUGUGCUCCAUACUCUUUAUUCAUGUCUCAUUAUCAUGACGAGGAUACCACAGAAGUCUCGGAUGUCGAACAUAUAGCCUUUUUAACUCUAUGGCUAUCAAAAUAUGUGUUUUUCUCCCGUUCCCUCCAAGUUGCCAAAAGAUUCAUCACUAUGGCCAAUCAGCUUCACGCAGGAACCAAACUAUGCUUAAGUGAAAUGAUUUUGGCGAAUCUUUACGAAUCCUUGAGUGAGAGUGUAAGUUUUUUGAAAACCAUCAAAGACCAAGGUAAAAUCAAUUUGUCAGGACCUUUCUGGCUUUUACAAUUAUGGCUCAAUGCCACAUUUGAAGCUUCUCUUCCUGUAAAACACGAACUGAACGAAGAAAAAGUGAAGGACAGGACUGUCGAAUGGCCUAGGUUGGUGCAACUAACGUCAACUGAUGAAGGAAUUAGCCUUCGACAAGCUUUCAACGGUUAUGUCAUGAUGUUUGCCAAAAGGUAUCAUUUUACUUCGACCAUGGCACCCUUUGCUAGUAGAAAAAUUGGACCUGAAUGGUUUACCCAACAACUGCCCUUGGAAAUGCAGAAGGAUGAGAAUAUAUUUUUGGAUGUGUGGGAAUCAUUUUUAACCCCUAGGCUCCUUUUUUCCCAUCGUAACGCAACCAAAACCCAAAUAGCUUUGAUAGUCUACCAACCCAAUCUCGUUGCUAGACAGUUUGGCUUGAUCCAAAUAAAGCCUCGACCCAUCUUUCCAAAGAAAGGAUCUAUCAUUUUUUACAACUCCCUUCAUAAUGAAGAGGAGAGCAAAGAGUUGUCGAAGAAGCUGACUGAUGACUCUCUUGAUAUUCGACCAGUGAUCUUUCGACCAUCUUUUCUCUGUACUCCUGAGUUUGAUGAGUGGUGGAAGGAUUAUUAUUCUACCAGAUUUUUUGACGUAAUAGCCUUCACCACACAUUUAACAAAUGCUUUUGCUUUCGUGCAGAAUCGGACCAAAAAAGCCGUAAAGAUUCCUACCAAGAAAGCUUCCGUUGAAGCGUCACCAAGUGCUGCUAAGAAAUCUUCGACAAAGUCGAAGGAUACAAAGAGUGGGAAAUCUAGUUUUAAUACUGAGAUUCCUGAGGAACAAUUAGCUGUCAAAGGAAACCCUGAGAAAACUCUGGAAAAGACAGUCCAAGAAGAGGAUGUCCCCAAAAAUGAUCAUGACAGGCAGACUGUAGCAGAAUUCGACGCUCCAACGAGUGAAGCUUCUGAAGACGAUUCUCCUCCUCAUCCAGGAUUAAAUGCUGCCAAUAAGGGUGAUGACACUGACAUGGAGACUGAGGUCGACGAUGACCAUGAAGAAGAAACUGCUAAAGAUAAGGAUGACCAGUCGAAACAACCAGAUGGUGGACAGACUUUAGGACGAAGCACUCAACCCGCUCCCGACCAGACCAAAGGAAGUGCCAUAUCAACUGGUUCGACUGGUUUCUCUCGCGAAGAGCUUGAGAGUCUUAAAGUGCAGAAACCCUUAGAAUAUCUGAAGGCCAUGCUUAGCGCUCGUUUUAAUUUUCAAGAUUCUUCGCAAAGCAGUUCGACUACCUCUGGGGCCACUUCUGAAGCACCAUCUCUUGACAACAUCUUGACCAAGAUUAAGACAAAAAUCCUUGAUGUUGAUUUGUUCAAAGUUUUAGAAGAAAGCCAAAGAUCCAUUGUUAAGACAACUAAAAAAGAUUCAUCAAGUACUCCAACUGCCAAACUUCAGUCGAAGGAUACAGAGAGUGGGAAAUCUAGUUUUAAUACUGAGAUUCCUGAGACAGUCCAAGAAGAGGAUGUCCCCAAAAAUGAUCAUGACAGGCAGACUGUAGCAGAAUUCGAUGCUCCAACGAGUGAAGCUUCUGAAGACGAUUAUCCUCCUCAUCCAGGAUUAAAUGCUGCCAAUAAGGGUGAUAACACUGACAUGGAGACUGAGGUCGACGAUGACCAUGAAAAAGAAACUACUAAAGAUAAGGAUGACCAGUCGAAACAACCAGAUGGUGGACAGACUUUAGGACGAAGCACUCAACCCGCUCCCGACCAGACCAAAGGAAGUGCCAUAUCAACUGGUUCGACUGGUUUCUCUCGCGAAGAGCUUGAGAGUCUUAAAGUGCAGAAACCCUUAGAAUAUCUGAAGGCCAUGCUUAGCGCUCAUUUUAAUUUUCAAGAUUCUUCGCAAAGCAGUUCGACUACCUCUGGGGCCACUUCUGAAGCGCCAUCUCUUGACAACAUCUUGACCAAGAUUAAGACGAAAAUCCUUGAUGUUGAUUUGUUCAAAGUUUUAGAAGAAAGCACCACUGCUCUUAUUGAACUCAAGAAGAUUUUGAAACAAAUAAACGUCUUGGAAACUUCUGCCGAGGUUGGCAGUUUUGUGAUGGAGCUGAUGACCCUCAUUGACUUGGCAACUGCAGACCUUCAUCGUCAAAGAGAUCUCUCCCAGCAAAUCUCCACAAAAUCUGAGACUCAAGUUGCUGAAUGGGAUGCUGUUGCAACUUCGACUGACAAAGUUUGA